Messenger RNA from Piliocolobus tephrosceles (Ugandan red Colobus), 6522 nucleotides. It is a transcript of the gene MEGF9, whose product is annotated as multiple EGF like domains 9. NCBI's taxonomy places the organism in Eukaryota, Metazoa, Chordata, Mammalia, Primates, Cercopithecidae. The record is from RefSeq and is a predicted model, not a curated record. Gene Ontology annotation, biological process: camera-type eye development; axon guidance; animal organ morphogenesis. Gene Ontology annotation, cellular component: basement membrane. Gene Ontology annotation, molecular function: extracellular matrix structural constituent. The transcript has 6 exons. The coding region runs from base 141 to 1940 and encodes 599 amino acids.
CGCUGGGGCCCGCCCGCGGGGCCGGCCGCCUGUCAGAGGGAGGUGGCGAUGGUGCGCCCGGUGGCGGCGGUGGCUGCGGAUGCUUCCUCGGUUGGAUUGCAGCGAGGAGAAGAUGACUGACCAACCGACUGGCUGAAUGAAUGAAUGGCGGAGCCGAGCGCGCCAUGAGGAGCCUGCCGAGCCUGGGCGGCCUCGCCCUGUUGUGCUGCGCCGCCGCCGCCGCCGCCUCAGCCGCCUUGGCGGGGAAUGUCACCGGUGGCGGCGGGGCCGCGGGGCAGGUGGACGCGUCGCCGGGCCCUGGCUUGCGGGGCGAGCCCAGCCACCCCUUCCCUAGGGCGACGGCUCCUACGGCCCAGGCCCCGAGGACCGGGCCCCUGCGCGCCACCGUCCACCGACCCCUGGCUGCGACUUCUCCAGCCCCGUCCCCGGAGACCACCCCUCCUCGGGCGACAGCCAGACCCGCUUCCACCACCUUUCAGGCGCCGCUCGGCCCCUCGCCGACUACCCCUCCGGCGGCGGAACACACUUCGACGACCUCUCAGGCGCCGACCAGACCCGCGCCGACCACCCUUUCGACGAUCACUGGCCCGGUGCCGACCACCCCUGUAGCGACCACCGUACCGGCGCCCACGACUCCCCGGACCCCGACCCCCGAUCUCCCCAGCAGCAGCAGCAGCAGCAGCAGCGUCCCCCCAACCCCACCUGCCACCGAGGCCCCCUCUUCGCCUUCUCCAGAGUAUGUAUGUAACUGCUCUGUGGUUGGAAGCCUGGAUGUGAAUCACUGCAACCAGACCACAGGGCAGUGUGAGUGUCGGCCAGGUUAUCAGGGGCUUCACUGUGAAACCUGCAAAGAGGGCUUUUACCCAAAUUACACUUCUGGGCUCUGUCAGCCAUGUGACUGUAGUCCACAUGGAGCUCUCAGCAUACUGUGCAACAGUUCUGGGAAAUGCCAGUGCAAAGUGGGUGUCAUUGGUUCUACAUGUGACCGAUGCCAAGAUGGAUAUUAUGGCUUUAGUAAGAAUGGCUGCUUGCCCUGCCAGUGCAAUAAUCGGUCUGCCAGUUGUGAUGCCCUCACAGGUGCUUGUUUAAACUGCCAGAAUAGCAAAGGAAAUCACUGUGAAGAGUGUAAAGAAGGAUUUUAUCAGAGUCCUGAUGCCACUAAAGAAUGUCUUCGCUGCCCUUGUUCAGCAGUGACAUCUACAGGCAGCUGCUCUAUAAAAUCGAGUGAAUUGGAACCUGAAUGUGACCAGUGUAAAGAUGGUUACAUGGGCCCGAACUGCAAUAAAUGUGAAAAUGGCUAUUACAAUUUUGACAGCAUCUGUAGAAAGUGCCAAUGUCAUGGCCAUGUGGACCCAGUUAAAACUCCAAAGAUUUGUAAGCCAGAGAGUGGUGAGUGCAUCAACUGCCUCCAUAACACCACUGGGUUUUGGUGUGAGAACUGCCUAGAAGGUUAUGUUCAAGACCUCGAGGGAAAUUGCAUCAAGAAAGAAGUUAUUGUUCCAACACCUGAAGGUUCUACCAUUUUGGUUUCCAAUGCCUCUUUGACCACAUCAGUGCCCACCCCUGUUAUAAAUAGUACUUUUACCCCUACAACCCUACAGACUGUCUUUUCAGUAAGCACUUCUGAAAACAGCACUUCAGCUUUAGCUGAUGUAUCAUGGACCCAGUUUAACAUCAUCAUUUUGACAGUCAUCAUCAUUGUUGUGGUGCUGCUAAUGGGAUUUGUGGGGGCUGUAUAUAUGUACCGUGAGUACCAAAACCGGAAACUCAAUGCCCCCUUUUGGACCAUCGAGCUGAAAGAAGACAAUAUCAGUUUCAGCAGCUACCAUGACAGCAUUCCCAAUGCAGAUGUUUCGGGAUUGUUGGAAGAUGAUGGCAAUGAAGUGGCUCCCAAUGGGCAACUGACCCUGACGACGCCCAUACAUAACUACAAAGCCUAAGGAGCUAGAAAUAUUCUCCUGAAUUGUUAAACCACAGUGCUCAUAAGCAUCAGCCCUUGGGCCAGACAAAGCCUGGCUAGAGUUUGCUGAGAAAGCAAAGGCAAAUAGUGCAUCUGAAAUUUUCAGGUACAAAUUUGUAGUGCGCUUAGCCUAUCUAUUGCUCUUAGUUUUCCCAUGAAGAUCUGAAGCGUUCACUGUCAUUAGGACUGGAAGUAAAGUAUAUUUUUGUACCAAACCACGUGGGAGUAUGGAAAGGCUGAACCCCAUAGUGCAGCCCAAAACCACUUUGACCUCCAGAUAGACUCCUGGGGAAGUGUUCACCAAGCCAGUGGUAACAAGAUGAUGGAUGUGGAGGGGGAAAAGACUGCUGGAAGACUUAAUCUCCAUUCCUGAAACAUUUUUUUAAAAACAGUGUCAGGGAUUAUAUUCAUUUUACUAUACAAAAGGACAUCAUUGAGGAAAAGCUGGUUUCUAGGCUGUAUCACAAUAAAUAAUCUUGAUAGUUUCUAGAAUAGGGAUAGAAAAGUCCCAUGAUCUUCAGAAGGGCUUGGUUUUUUCCUCCUAGGAUUCUUGCUCAGUGAUGAGAUGAAAGCACAGGAUAAGCUUCUAAUGGAGGAAGGCAGCAUUGGGGAGCAGGAGGCUGAUGGUCCUCCUCAGGGUCUCAGUGUAAAUGAUUAAUUGUCUAAAAGUAAGGAAUAUUCCUGCCUCUAAAGAAAUAAGGUGUACAUAGUUAAUGUAGCAUAUCUGGUCAACAUUGUAUUUGUAUCUAUUUGUAAAAAAAAUCAUGUCAUAUUUUAUCAUCUGGAAUUUAUUUGUACAGCAGUUAAUGGUGUUGUAAAAAGAAUAUGGGGAUUGCUUAAAAUACUGUAAAAUAGAUGGCAAUAUUGCUAGAGCUGGGACUCUGGUGAGCAUCAGUCAUUUUUAGUCCCUCUUGAGGACAUUGCUGAAAUUUAUAAGAGGUCGAAUGUUUCUAAUCUUUCUUUCCUUUCUCAGUCUAAAAGUAGAGUUAUAUGCUCUUUGACUUACUAUGAUUCAAGCAAUAGAUUUUGAAGUCAAUAAUCAUUAAGCUGGGACAUAGGAUGCAUUCUCCAAAAACAUUAAGUAGACACUAGCUACCCUAUAUAUUUUACAUAGAUUAAUAUAAAACAUAUCCUCAUUAAAAAAUGUUUUUCUUGAAUGUAAAAGAUAGUCUUCCAAAGGAUAGAAAUAUUUUGGUUCCAAGAGAAAAGCCAUCAUAUUACUUGGGAUCUGUAGUUUUCAUGCCUGUGAAAUAUUUAUAAUCUCUCCCUCACCCCAAAUAAAAAAUCUCCUACAUGUGAACAUAGCCUGUCACUCAUUUGCCAUGAGGUAUGUGCCAUCUCCCUGCAGUGCUGUAGUUCUCCCAUCGUCUUCCUGUCUGAUUAGUGGGUAGCUUUGUAGAUGGGUAUAUAGUUAGUUGUUGCUUUUUGAUGCAGUUUUUUUCCUAGAGGCUAACUACUGUUGCUCUCAUUUAUUAUGAUAUUGACAUUUUGGGUUAAGCAAGGUGGGUGGGAAAGGUGGUCAGAAGUCAAAUAUAACUUAUUAGGAGGAACAGUGAACUGUGAAGUGGUUAGAAGAAAAAUAAAAACUUAUUAGAUUAGACCUAGGAAAUCCAAGCUGACCCCUUUGCCUAACUUCCCUAGAGAAAAACCUAGAACUUGGUCAUCCCUUUAUAGGAGACCCCUAAGUUGUUCUCAGGGUUUGGAGAUGAUGUUCUUUGCAUAUUUGGCCAUUGCUCAGAAGAAUAGAGGUUACAUUAUAUUACAUUAUAUGAAAAUUAUUUAGUUUUUCUAUAGCCCUUUGUAGUUUGCAAAGCACUUUUCCAUAUGUGUGUCCUCUCUUCCACACCAUAGCUCCCUGAGGAAGUAAUUGUUCUCCCCAUUUUAUAGAUGAAAAGACCGAGGCACAGAGGAGCUAAAUGUCUUGUUCAAGGCUAUACAAUGUAUGUCAUUAUUAGGCUUGGAAUCAGGGCUCCUAACUCUAAAGCACAUGUUUUUUUCAACUAUAUGCAGAAAUUGCCUAGCCAUGGACACAAGAAAGCUAGGAGGAAGAGUUCUACUUGUGGAUGUUUUUUAUUUUUUUUAAAUAUCAGGAGCAAUCCAGGGCCAUACAACCAUGAAGCACUUAGCGAAAUGAACACAGGAAGAUUUACUAUCUGAAGCUAGUGUUAGUGAUUAGAAAACAAAACUGCUAGUUUUGUGCUUCAUUAAGGUGAACUCAUCUUUCACGCAGGGAGGGAAAACUUGCUUUCCCUAGCAGUUGCUGCAUAUGUGUGUACAGACUGCACAAUUCAAAGAAAUUGUGCAAAAUGGCAUACCUGACUUUCUCCCAGUUACACCGCCCCCCCCCCCCCCCAAAAAGGUCAGGAUUAAAGGUAGUGAGAAGUGAACAUUUAUUAAACAGAAGUUAAACCAAUAGAGAAAGGAGGUUUGUUGGAGUCUAAGAGGAUUUUGACCAUGUAGAAAUUCCUUGAAACAGACCUUAAAAAGUAUUGAAAAAUUGAAUCACAAAGGAAGUUUACCUUUAAAUAUUUCUUAAUGGCUCCUAGGUUAUGGUUAUAAUUUUUCUCAAUGGGAAAAAAAGUCUUAACAUUUGUUUUAAAUAAUAUCCUCUAAUGUCUCCAGCUUUUUGCUUCUGGAAAUAAUUUGCUUUAAAAUAUAAACCAAUCACGAAGUGAUCUACCACUGAAAUCAGUCUAGGAAACUAGUAUGGGAUGCACUGCACAAUGUUCUUUCCUCUAAAGGCAUGAGCCCCAUAAACUGUGGCAUCCAGCAGCAGGAUACCAUCUGUCCUUCAGAAAGCCUAAUAUUGGGCCGGGUGUGGUGGCUCACGCCUGUGAUCCCAGCACUUUGGUAGGCUGAGGCGGGUGGAUCAUGAGGUCAGGAGUUCGAGACCAGCCUGGUCAACAUGGUGAAACCCCGUCUCUACUAAAAAUACAAAAAUUAGCUGGGUGUGGUGGUACGUGCCUGUAGUCUCAGCUACUCGGGAGGCUGAGGCAGGAGAAGCACUUGAACCCGGGAGGCAGAAGUUGCAGUGAGCCGAGACGGUGCCAUUUCACUCCAGCCUGGGCGACAGAGCAAGACAGCAUCUCAAAAAAAAAGGAAAACAAAAAGGAAGCCUAAUAUUGGGAGAAUGUUUGUGUAAGGAUUGGAAAUGUGUUUAUUUUUAAAUACGAUAGCACUGAUGUGAAUCUUAUUUGGAAAUUACAGAUACUGCCAUUAAGCGAUGCUUUUAUCUUCAUUAAUUCAUUUUAGUCAACGCCUAUGCAUUUCUGAUGGUUAGGUGCCCUAGGUAGUGUUAAGUAUGUCCUUGUCCUCCCUUACUCCCCUCUCAUUCCCUCUACCCUCUGUCCCCCAGGGUUCUUUUAUUAAUAGAAUUUCUGCAGUUACAGAGAAAAAAAUGACACUUGAAAACUAAAGCUCAUUUAUAUUAACACUAAGGUCCUGUGGGCCUAGUGCAUUACUCUUCCCAGUGAUACCUAGAUUUAAAGAGUAGAGAACAGACAAAACAUGGGAUGAGAGGAGAGAGGUUUUUUAGACAACAUUUGUAGACACCUCAAAUUAUAUCACUAUUCUCUAGCGCCAAUAUUCCCAGGUAAAUUGACCAUUAAAGCAAUACUCACUGACCUACUAGUUUAUUUUGGUCAGCUGAGUGCCAUCAGGAUCGUUAGCCCUUUAAGUGCUGUUUUGGGAGUAGAGAAUCCUCUUGACAGCUUUGAUUAGAACAGGGUUAUUAGAUCAUUCACUUUUAUCCUACACUUUUUAGGAUGCUUGGUGAACGUAACACCACUUAAAAUGAACAUACCUGCUUCCGAUAUUUUGGGCUAGGUGGGUAGGAAUUGAAUUUCCACAUCUCAAGGCAAGGUCUCUGACAAAAAGUUCAGAGAAGUAAAAGGCAACCCAGUGUAACCUAUUACAGCAAGAAAAGCAUUUCUGGCUUCAUCCACAAAGAACCUUUGGUCUGUUAUACUCUUCUUGAUAGUAAGGAGUUUGGGAGCUUAAAUGAAUUUGGUGUGUGUGGGGGAGUAAGGGAAGGUUAGUGCAUUUUUCUGUUUAACCCUGAGCCAGUGUCUAUGCCAAAGGGAAAGGCAGGAAGAAUACACUCAUACAUCUGAAGAAGUCAAAUAAUAUCAAACGGACCAAAGGUUAUGGAUCAUUAAAAUGUCAGUGGUUGAAUGAUGUUUGCUCAAAGGCAAUAUGGGAAUCUUUCUUGUUACUUAUGCAUAUGCAGUAACUGCAGCAGCAGCCCUAGAAAGUGAGCCCAGGGCUUCAGAUCUAAGUUAGUCCAAAAGCUAAAUGAUUUAAAGUCAAGUUGUAAUGCUAGGCAUAAGCACUCUAUAAUACAUUAAAUUAUAGCCCGAGCAAUUAGAGAAUGUUUCUGAAACGUUAAACUUGUAUUUAUGUCACUAAAAUUCUAACACAAACUUUAAAAACGUGUCUCAUACAUAUGCUGUACUAGGCUUCAUCAUGCAUUUCUAAAUUUGUGUAUGAUUUGAAUAUAUGAAAGAAUUUAUACAAGAGUGUUAUUUAAAAUUAUUAAAAAUAAAUGUAUAUAAUUUGUACCU